AUGCCAAAGUCACCCAUGUUUGGGGAGCCAAAGAAGGGCACAGUUCGGAACGGCCAGAACUCAGGAAGAAUCCUUGUUAUUCCUACUAUCUCAGGAGCUUCCUUUACAGUUGCAGAACCGUAUUACGCCAAUGUCACCCAUGUUUGGGGAGCCAAAGAAGUUCACAGUUCGUCGAACGGCCAGAACUCAGGGAGAAUCCUUGUUACUCCUACUACCUCAGGAGCUUCCUUUACAGUUGCAGAACCGUAUUACGCCAAUGUCACCCAUGUUUGGGGAGCCAAAGAAGUUCACAGUUCGUCGAACGGCCAGAACUCAGGGAGAAUCCUUGUUACUCCUACUACCUCAGGAGCUUCCUUUACAGUUGCAGAACCGUAUUACGCCAAUGUCACCCAUGUUUGGGGAGCCAAAGAAGUUCACAGUUCGUCGAACGGCCAGAACUCAGGGAGAAUCCUUGUUACUCCUACUACCUCAGGAGCUUCUUUUACAGUUGCAGAACCGUAUUAUGCCAAAGUCACCCAUGUUUGGAGAGCCAAAGAAGUUCACAGUUCGUCGAACGGCCAGAACUCAGGAAGAAUCCUUGUUACUCCUACUACCUCAGGAGCUUCCUUUACAGUUGCAGAACCGUAUUACGCCAAUGUCACCCAUGUUUGGGGAGCCAAAGAAGUUCACAGUUCGUCGAACGGCCAGAACUCAGGAACAAUCCUUGUUACUCCUACUACCUCAGGAGCUUCCUUUACAGUUGCAGAACCGUAUUACGCCAAUGUCACCCAUGUUUGGGGAGCCAAAGAAGUUCACAGUUCGUCGAACGGCCAGAACUCAGGAACAAUCCUUGUUACUCCUACUACCUCAGGAGCUUCCUUUACAGUUGCAGAACCGUAUUACGCCAAUGUCACCCAUGUUUGGGGAGCCAAAGAAGUUCACAGUUCGUCGAACGGCCAGAACUCAGGGAGAAUCCUUGUUACUCCUACUACCUCAGGAGCUUCUUUUACAAUUGCACAACCGUAUUAUGCCAAAGUCACCCAUGUUUAG
This is a messenger RNA of Homalodisca vitripennis (glassy-winged sharpshooter), 1029 nucleotides long. Its product is annotated as flocculation protein FLO5-like. The transcript has a single exon. The record is from RefSeq and is a predicted model, not a curated record. Bases 1 to 1029 code for a protein of 342 amino acids. Lineage: Eukaryota; Metazoa; Arthropoda; Insecta; Hemiptera; Cicadellidae.